This is a messenger RNA of Notothenia coriiceps (black rockcod), 1998 nucleotides long. It is a transcript of the gene lzic, whose product is annotated as leucine zipper and CTNNBIP1 domain containing. The transcript is spliced from 7 exons. NCBI's taxonomy places the organism in Eukaryota, Metazoa, Chordata, Actinopteri, Perciformes, Nototheniidae. The coding region runs from base 237 to 806 and encodes 189 amino acids. Gene Ontology annotation, molecular function: beta-catenin binding. The record is from RefSeq and is a predicted model, not a curated record.
CAAACAGCCGCACCCACACUGCCGAGCUGCGUUCACAAGCACAAACACACGGACACCAACAAGCGACUCGUUAAACACUAAAUAUUCUGAAACGUCAAACAUCAAGAAUAUAUUUUUCGAUGAAAUUCAAGAGACAAUUGUGUUGUUUAUUCGUCAAGCUGGUGUACAUAUUUAAUUCAUCGCAGGACUGAUUUACAACUGUUUCGGUAACAUCAAGUUUUUUUUUUUAACCAAGCAUGGCUUCUCGAGGGAAAUCAGAAACUGGAAAGUUGAGGCAAAAUAUGGAGGAGCAACUUGACAGACUGAUGCAGCAGCUUCAGGAUCUGGAGGAAUGCAGAGAAGAACUGGAUGAAGAAGAGUAUGAGGAGACAAAAAAAGAAACCCUGGAACAGUUGAGUGAAUUUAAUGACUCCCUGAAGAAGAUCAUGACAGGAGACAUGACACUUGUGGAUGAGCUCAGUGGAAUGCAGCUGGCAACCCAGGCUGCCAUCAGCCAAGCUUUCAAAACCCCAGAGGUGAUCCGGCUCUUUGCCAAGAAGCAGCCAGGACAGCUGAGAAUCCGACUAGCAGAGAUGGAUCGAGAUGUGAUGGUGGGGAAACUGUCGCGGGAUGUGCACACGCAGCAGAAAAUGGAAAUCCUCACAGCCUUGAGAAAACUUGGAGAGAAGCUCACUGCAGAUGAUGAGACUUUUCUCACUGAGAACGCUACAGCUAUUCUAAGCCAGUUUGAAAAAGUGACGGCAAACUUAGGCUCUGAAGACAAAAUAAUGGCUUUAGCUAGCUCUGGUGUGAAAACCAAGGCAUAGUAAUUUUACCAAAUGUUAAUUUUUAACUCAGUGACUUUGUUUUUAACUAACAACAAAAAGUGCCAAUUGAUCGUUGAUCCUGUAAACAAUCAGUGCACUUCUAGGUGUUGCUGUAGAAGCUAACACUUUUAACCAGUGUUGUUUUAUACACCUCAACGUUUUUAGAUGUCUUAUUUUUUUGGAGGGGUGUAAAAAUGUAUUUGAGGUACGAGAGUAUGAUUUUGAUUGUAUGAAUGUAAAGGAUAGUCAAGGCAGUUGAAGAGAAAAACUCGGCUGUGAUUUGUGUUUCUUGCGCUAAUGCUAAGUCUAUCCUUCCUUAAAAUCUGAACAUUGUUGUUUUUAAGAUUGUUGAUCUCAAGUUCUGCAAUUAUUCAAUGUGUCAUUUUAUUUUAACUAAACUGUGCUGUUUACAGGGAUUUGGACAAAACAACAAAGUAACUAACACUUUUCUACCAAAACAUCUGACAAUCACCUCCACAAGUCAGUACCUGAAUCACAAAGGGUUUAGAAUCAUUAAAAUACUAAAUAAUAGACAACACAUGCAAGAUAUGAUAAUAACAAAGGCUUAUGGCUUUAAUGAGUAACAGCUCUCUGACAGAAAUAGAAUGAGAAUCAGAAUGAUUAGUAAACACUGCAGUCACUACUUCAGAUUUUAAUCUUUGUGUCUCAGCAAAAUAUACUUACUAUAAGCCUGCAUUGAGACUGCAUCCAUCCAGUGCAAACACAGUCUUGUGAUGCAUAACUCAGUGAAAUGAGCACCAAUCUGGACUGAACAAAUAUGAUCAGAUGAGACUUUGGCUAGUUGGCCUGCGCUGUGAUUGGAAUACCCCGGAUGGAUUUGUCGCCAUCUGUGAAACAUUGUCGUGGACCUUGUGAUGGUUUCAACAUCCAACCCAUGAGAGUGAUUCAGCCUGAUUAACAGUCUGUGAGGAACAGCCAGUAACAUUUACAUUUAGAGUACCAGAUGAAGCCUGAACUGUUGUAUUUGUGGUCCUCUUAAAAUGAUAGAGACCCAAGAGAGUUAGAAACAAGAAAGGCUAACCAGAAUGAAAUAAAAACAACUGUUCAAUCACUAAACAUGAGUGAUUCAGAUGUAAAUACCAUGGGGCUGAAUGCACUAGAUGUUCACCUCAUAACUACAGGACAAUCUUAAAAAUCUAAAUAAAAGAAUAGGAUAUGUUCACACAUUUCA